Cylicocyclus nassatus is the source of this 3100-nucleotide messenger RNA. The record is from the annotation of a GenBank genome assembly. Lineage: Eukaryota; Metazoa; Nematoda; Chromadorea; Rhabditida; Strongylidae.
AUGGCGUGGUUACGUUUAGCCGCCUUACUAGCGCUUGCCUCUGCUGUGGCCAGUCAACAUGGCACAGUAGGCCGUCCGUGUGAGGUAUCCACCGAUUGCGGAACUGGUAACUAUUGUGCUGGCAACAAGCGAUGCGCCUGCCUCACCACUUAUGUUGAGAUUGACUCGUACUGUUGGCGAAAAUGUUGUUUGAAAGUAGCAAUUGUUCAGUAUUGGUACUACUAUGAUGCUAGUCUCAAGAUCAAUCCGGGCGAAUCAGGCUGUACACAGAAUAGGCAAUGUGAAGCGGUAUGGCCCGGUGCAUACUGUCGUUCAGGAGAAUGUCGCUGUGCGAAUAAUCAACCUCCAUUCAGGACGAGAGAUGGACUGGUGUGCUUAAACUAUGGAUUUUGCCCGUUGAAUGGUAAUAAUCCAAAAUUCCGCAUCGAAAACCAAGUGCAGCAAUGUUAUGGAGGAGCCGAUGCCACAUGCGAAGCCAUCGGAGCUCUUGCCUACGAUUGUAUCUGUGAUUCAGAUGAUUGCACAGUAAACAACCCAAUCAGUUUUUGUUGCCCAAGUAGAGCCUUUGCUUGCAUCCAACCACCAAAUGAGGGUUACACUCCACCUGGCGGUGGCACUACCCUCAACCAUUGGUACCAUGACCCAAUCACUGGCGAGUGUCGCGAGUUGAAAUAUCAGGGAUACGGUGGAAAUGCGAACAAUUUCCAGACGAAAGACCACUGUGAAUCUUAUUGUAAACAAACUUGCAACCGUGGUCUGCCACUAUACAGAGAUCGCACCACUGGCGUUAAGCAAGAGCCAGUCUAUUGUCAAGGAAAUGAUAAUGGCUGUAAUAAUCCUAAUUAUCAAUGUACCACUAUGGGCACACUGCAACAGUGUUGUCCUACUUAUUUGUUUAUCUGCUCGCGAAAUGGAGGUAUCCCGACCGAAGUGUACAACACAGCUGGCGGCUUGCCAACUGAGUACUUCGACGUGGGAAUCCCUGAUGGCUCCGGCACCACCUCACCUAGAUUCUACUAUGAUUCGAGAGAAGGACGAUGCAUACAGUUCUCGUAUCUUGGACAAGGAGGAAACUUCAACAAUUUCCUUUCUCAAGAUCAUUGCGAGAAGUUCUGCUCGAGAAUUCUUUGUUCUGCUGGUGAACCACUCAAAGACUCAUCCGGUGAACGAAAUAUGGAAUGCUCUCCCACCGGAAGUGGAGCCAACUCAUGCCCAUCAACUCAUUCCUGCGAAAGUACCUCAGGCUCGACCACCUUUGGUGGUGUUUGCUGUCCACGUCCGCAGUACGUGUGCAAACUUCCGCGUGAGCAGGGUAACUGUGGAACAUACUCGAACCGCUGGUGGUUCAACGCAAAAACCGGAAACUGCGAAGAAUUUAUCUACUCGGGUUGUCAGGGAAAUUCGAACAACUUUGAGACAUACAAGGAAUGUCAGGAUUACUGUCGCGACGCGAGAAGUGAACCUCAGUGCAUCCAAGGCACUGCGCUCACGGAUUCGAACGGUAACUUCAUUAUCUGUGGAGGUUCAACAGCUGCUUCCACAACUUGUCCUGCUAACCAUUAUUGUUACUAUGAUGGUACUACCUACGGAUGCUGCCCUACUCAAGCUUACACCUGCUCGCUGUCGUACAAGUCGGGUGCUUCUUGCGGACCAGCCGUUACUCGCUGGUACUACGACUCGACAACGAGAACCUGCCAGACCUAUUCAUUCAACGGCUGCGAUGGAAAUUCGAACAAUUUCGCCACUCAACAAGAUUGCAAGGACUACUGCCGUGUAGAGUCAUGCCCAGACGGAGGAGAGGUCUGGAAGGAACAGAAUGGUGCAGCUCGUGCCUGUACUACCAGCCGUCAAUGCCCUUCCACCCAUUACUGUACACCGGUUACCACAUGGACUGGCACGGUCUACCAAACAAAAUCCUUGUGCUGUCCAUCGAAGAACUUCGUUUGCUCACAGCCAAGAGAUGUAGGCGUACGUUGUUCGAGUACACGGAUCACUCGAUGGUACUUCAACGCUGACACAAAAACUUGUCAGACAUUCGAAUACAAUGGAUGCGAAGGUAACCGCAAUAACUUCGCCUCGCAGAAAUCUUGCCAGAAUUACUGCCUCUCGGAAGCUUGUCCUCCAGGAACAGUUGUUGCUAAGGAUGGUGAUGGCAGUCGCUUGGUGCAGUGUAGCAACCCAGGCGGUAACGGUCGCGUAUCUGGUGGAUGUCCGGAAGGCUACACAUGUUAUUCUUCUCCACUUCUGGAUCAGAACGUGUGCUGUGGAGCUAGCACCGAAUUGCAAUCACUUUGUCCCACUUCCUCGACUCCUUUCAUCUCUGCCCUUUCUUUACAACCAAUGCAAUGCACGCCAAAUGUUGAUGGCGCUUGCCCUGGUAACUUCUUCUGCUGGUUCUCGACCACUGCCACUUCCGUCAACGCAUUCUACUGCUGUCGUUCUCCUGAUAGCGUCGAUACUGGAUUCUGCCCGCCACAACUCGUCCCUGUACCAGGAGAAGGUGGCGCUCAGUACAAGUACUGCUCACCAUCAGCACCAUUGAACGAUGCGAUUCAAGGAUGUGGAGCAAAUAGGCAUUGUCAAUUCAGUACUAACUUGGAAAGGUAUAUCUGCUGCGGGUUGGAAUCUGAUGUGCGAUUGCCGAACGUGUGCCCUCCACAGCCAGCUAACCUCGUUCCAGUCGAACUGGCUGGCAAUUAUCGCACAUGCAAUCCAUAUGCUCGAGCCGGUACGCCACAAAGCUGCCCCGACAAUUCGGCAUGCUUAUACACUGGCAAUGACAACGGAUUCAUUUGCUGCCGGGUACAGUUGGGUGGAGGAAAGGCGUAGACGAUGAUGAUGCCGAAUUGCGAAGUGCCACAUCUUACUGCAGAUUGUCUAUUGUUUUUGUUUUGUGUUGUUCAGUUUGCCCUCAGCAUAAGUCUUAUCUGACCAUGUGCCUUUCUAUCAAAUGACACUGUAUUGAAUAACUAUUGGUGCCAAAUGCUGCUGGAUGAAGAUGUUUCUCGAAUCUUUACUGUACAAUGUCACUUAAUCUAUUACUUCGGUUCUUCAUGUUCUUUACUCUUCACUAACUGGUUAUGUGUGUCUCACUCAGUGC